AUGACCUCGAGUAAUUCUACGCAGGAUAAAGACAAGCUGCGACCUCUCACGGAAGAUGAGUGUCAUCUUAGAUACAAUACCGAACAGGAAGCCCCGGAUCUCUACUGUGGUGCCACCUGGGAUGGAUUUUACUGCUGGCCGCCUACACCUCCUGGACAAAUAGUUUCUAAGACUUGUGAUUCGAUAUUUGCAAGUUACCAACUUCUUGUUUUUUCUGACUCUGACGAUCAAGAACACGCUUACCGAAUUUGCCGAGACGAUGGAACUUGGUUGUGGGGAAACUGGACAAAUUAUACCGAAUGCCUGGGACUUCUAUCUUCAAUGACACCACCAUAUGAACAAAUGGCGGCUGUCUGGAACAAUAAUAACAAAAAGGUGUGUAUCUAUGUACGUGCCCCCACAACUUUUAUAAUUAGCUGGAGUGUCGUGAUGUCACGUGACCUUAACACGGUUUGCUGGGAAGGUUAUGGCAGCUCAAUGUUCGUUUGGAUUCUGACAGGUCCAAUGCUGCUAGUACUUCUGAUUAAUACCAUUUUUUUAGUGAACAUUAUUCGAAUCCUGGUCACCAAACUGCGAGCCAGUGUCUCCGUUGAAACAGCACAAGUUAGGAAAUCUAUAAAAGCUACAGUACUUUUAUUUCCACUACUCGGGAUAACGCAUCUUCUGUUCUGCAUCAACCCAAGAGGUAGACUGGAACGGGCUUACAUGAUUACCAACGCAGUAAUGCAGUCCUCACAGGGUCUCUUCUUGGCUGUACUUUACUGUUUCACAAACUCAGAGGUGCAGACUGCAUUACGUAAUGCUUAUCAGCGAGCAGUUCUUAGAAGAAAUCCCACAGGGAAAUCGACAAGACAUGGAGGGCCUUCUGGGACUUUGGGAUGUUCUUCUGAAACAAGAAAAGACGGAACAAAGCCAGCGGCAGUUGUCGCAUUUCUGAAAGAUCACAACCAGCAGGAUGUCCUAUGAAACCGCCGCUCUUUUUUCGUCCAUUCCGUGCACACCAAAAAAAUAAAAUAAAUUUCUGUUAUUCCUUGACAAUGAUAAAGACAUAUAAUUCUUGACA
Molecule: messenger RNA, 1063 nt
Organism: Limulus polyphemus (Atlantic horseshoe crab)
Lineage: Eukaryota; Metazoa; Arthropoda; Merostomata; Xiphosura; Limulidae
Product: corticotropin-releasing factor receptor 2-like
Exons: 10
Coding region: 1-966 (321 amino acids)
Biological process (GO): adenylate cyclase-modulating G protein-coupled receptor signaling pathway; cell surface receptor signaling pathway
Cellular component (GO): plasma membrane
Molecular function (GO): peptide hormone binding; G protein-coupled peptide receptor activity
Source: RefSeq, a predicted model, not a curated record